This is a messenger RNA of Coregonus sp. 'balchen', 6637 nucleotides long. The record is from the annotation of a GenBank genome assembly. Lineage: Eukaryota; Metazoa; Chordata; Actinopteri; Salmoniformes; Salmonidae.
AUGGCAGAAUGGCUGAGGCGUGUGUCCUGGAGCGAUGCGUGGUACAACCUGUACUCCCGCCUGCUCAGGACCAAACCUGUGGGCAGGAUGGGGCAGGGGUCAGAGGUCAGCGAUGAUAUCACAGAGGUAGGGGGGCUGGCUAGGGUCCUGACGACAGCUGACCUGGUGUCGCUAGGGGUGGGGAGCUGUGUUGGCACGGGGAUGUACGUGGUUGCCGGGCUGGUUGCUAAGGAGAUGGCGGGGCCGGGAGUGAUCCUGUCUUUCAUCAUCGCUGCUGUGGCUUCUAUACUGUCAGGUCAGACACACACACACACACACACACACACACACACACACACACACACACACACACACACACCCACGGCUGUGGCUUCUAUACUGUCAGGUCAGACACACACACACACAUACACACACACACACACACACACACACACACACACACACACACGGCUGUGGCUUCUAUACUGUCAGGUCAGACACACACACACACACACACACACACACACACACACACGGCUGUGGCUUCUAUACUGUCAGGUCAGACACACACACACACACACACACACACACACACAUACACACGGAUGUGGCUUCUAUACUGUCAGGUCAGACACACACACACAUAUUUGUGUUUGUAGUAGUUUGACAUGUAUGUGUGUUUAACCUGGGUCAAAUGUGUGUCUCUCUCUCUUCCAGGUGUGUGUUAUGCAGAGUUUGGCGUGCGUGUCCCUAAGACAACAGGGUCAGCCUACACCUACAGCUAUGUCACAGUGGGGGAGUGUACGGCCUUUUUCAUUGGCUGGAAUCUGAUCCUGGAGUACCUGAUUGGUACAGCAGCUGGGGCGUCGGCUCUCAGCAGCAUGUUUGACUCACUGGCCAAUCACAGUAUCUCCAGCUACAUGAUAACACACCUGGGGACACUCAGAGGCCUGGGUGAGUGAGUGACUGUGUGUAUAUACAGUGAGGGAAAAAAGUAUUUGAUCCCCUGCUGAUUUUGUACGUUUGCCCACUGACAAAGACGUGAUCAGUCUAUAAUUUUAAUGGUAGGUUUAUUUGAACAGUGAGAGACAGAAUAACAACAAAAAAAUCCAGAAAAACGCAUGUCCAAAAUGUUAUAAAUUGAUUUGCAUUUUAAUGAGAGAAAUAAGUAUUUGACCCCUCUGCAAAACAUGACUUAGUACUUGGUGGAAAAACCCUUGUUGGCAAUCACAGAGGUCAGACGUUUCUUGUAGUUGGCCACCAGGUUUGCACACAUCUCAAGAGGGAUUUUGUCCCACUCCUCUUUGCAGAUCUUCUCCAAGUCAUUAAGGUUUUGAGGCUGACGUUUGGCAACUCGAACCUUCAGCUCCCUCCACAGAUUUUCUAUGGAAUGAAGGUCUGGAGACUGGCUAGGCCACUCCAGGACCUUAAUGUGCUUCUUCUUGAGCCACUCCUUUGUUGCCUUGGCCGUGUGUUUUGGGUCAUUGUCAUGCUGGAAUACCCAUCCACGACCCAUUUUCAAUGCCCUGGCUGAGGGAAGGAGGUUCUCACCCAAGAUUUGACGGUACAUGGCCCUGUCCAACGUCCCUUUGAUAUGGUGAAGUUGUCCUGUCCCCUUAGCAGAAAACACCCCCAAAACAUAAUGUUUCCACCUCCAUGUUUGACGGUGGGGAUGGUGUUCUUGGGGUCAUUGGCAGCAUUCCUCCUCCUCCAAACACGGCGAGUUGAGUUGAUGCCAAAGAGCUCGAUUUUGGUCUCAUCUGACCACAACAAUUUCACCCAGUUCUCCUCUGAAUCAUUCAGAUGUUCACUGGCAAACUUCAGACGGGCCUGUAUAUGUGCUUUCUUGAGCAGGGGGACCUUGCGGGCGCUGCAGGAUUUCAGUCCUUCACGGCGUAGUGUGUUACCAAUUGUUUUCUUGGUGACUAUGUUCCCAGCUGCCUUGAGAUCAUUGACAAGAUCCUCCCGUGUAGUACUGGGCUGAUUCCUCACCGUUCUCAUGAUCAUUGCAACUCCACGAGGUGAGAUCUUGCAUGGAGCCCCAGGCCGAGGGAGAUUGACAGUUAUUUUGUGUUUCUUCCAUUUGCGAAUAAUAGCACCAACUGUUGUCACCUUCUCACCAAGCUGCUUGGCGAUGGUCUUGUAGCCCAUUCCAGCCUUGUGUAGGUCUACAAUCUUGUCCCUGACAUCCUUGGAGAGCUCUUUGGUCUUGGCCAUGGUGGAGAGUUUGGAAUCUGAUUGAUUGAUUGCUUCUGUGGACAGGUGUCUUUUAUACAGGUAACAAGCUGAGAUUAGGAGCACUGCCUUUAAGAGUGUGCUCCUAAUCUCAGCUCGUUACCUGUAUAAAAGACACCUGGGAGCCAGAAAUCUUUCUGCUUGAGAGGGUGUUAAAUACUUAUUUCCCUCAUUAAAAUGCAAAAAUCAAUUUAUAACAUUUUUGACGUGCGUUUUUCUGGAUUUUGUUGUUGUUAUUCUGUCUCUCACUGUUCAAAUAAACCUCUCUCACUUAUCAUGUCUUUGUCAGUGGGCAAACGUACAAAAUCAGCAGGGGAUCAAAUACUUUUUUCCCUCACUGUAUGUGUGUUUGUGUGUGUGUGUGUCUAUAAUCUCCCCUCCCCCUCCCCUGCAGGUAAAGGGGAGGAGUCGUACCCUGAUGUCCUGGCCAUGGCCAUAUCGCUGGUUGUCACGGUGAUUGUGUCGUUAGGGGUUCGUAACUCGGUAGGGUUGAAUAACGUUCUGAACAUGGUCAACCUGGUAGUGUGGUGCUUCCUGGUCAUCGCUGGACUCUUCUUCCUCUCUGCUGACAACUGGGAGGCGGGAAACUUCCUGCCCUACGGAUGGUCCGGGGUAAGAGAUAUGCUCAGCUAAACGCAGUCACACACGAAUAUGCAGGCACACACACACACACACACACACACACACACACACACACACACACACACACACACACACACACACACACACACACACACACACCAGCAUUCACCUAGACACACACACACAUAUCCAUAAACACACACACACACAACACAUUAACCUCGCUCUGCUGUGUGUUUGUGUACCAGGUGAUGAAGGGAGCAGCCACCUGUUUCUAUGCCUUCAUAGGGUUUGACAUCAUCGCUACGACAGGAGAAGAAGCCAAGAGUCCCAACACCUCUAUACCCUAUGCUAUUACUGCUAGUCUGAUAACCUGCCUGACUGCAUACGUCUCUGUGAGUACACACACACCUCCAUCCUCUCUGCUAUUACUGCUAGUCUGAUAACCUGCCUGACUGCAUACGUCUCUGUGAGUACACACACACCUCCAUCCUCUCUGCUAUUACUGCUAGUCUGAUAACCUGCCUGACUGCAUACAUCUCUGUGAGUACACACACACCUCCAUCCUCUCUGCUAUUACUGCCUUAAUUAUUACGUGUGUGUGUGUCUUUGUCUGUGUGGUACUAAUGUGUGUGUAUCCCUCCCUAGGUGUCUGUGUGGUAUUAAUGUGUGUGUAUCCCUCCCUAGGUGUCUGUGUGGUACUAAUGUGUGUGUAUCCCUCCCUAGGUGUCUGUGUGGUAUUAAUGUGUGUGUAUCCCUCCCUAGGUGUCUGUGUGGUAUUAAUGUGUGUGUAUCCCUCCCUAGGUGUCUGUGUGGUAUUAAUGUGUGUGUAUCCCUCCCUAGGUGUCUGUGUGGUAUUAAUGUGUGUGUAUCCCUCCCUAGGUGUCUGUGAUUCUGACUCUGAUGGUUCCUUAUGACCUGAUCGAUGGUUCAGCUCCUCUGAUGGAGAUGUUUGCAGUGCAUGGGUUCCUGCCGGGGAAAUACAUAGUGGCUGUAGGGUCCAUAGCUGGCCUCACUGUUAGUCUACUGGGCUCCUUGUUCCCCAUGCCCAGGGUCAUAUACGCUAUGGCUAGAGAUGGACUGCUCUUCAGGUGAACACCACACACACACAGACUAAUGUUAUUAAGAUGAAUGUUCACUAAGUGUCCACACAGACUAGUGGUAUUAAUGUGUGUCUAUUCCUGUGUGUGUAGGUUCCUGGCCAACGUCUCUCCGUACACUCACACUCCAGCAGUAGCGUGUUUGGUGUCUGGCUGUCUGGCUGCUCUCAUGUCUCUCCUUGUCUCCCUUCAAGAUCUCAUAGAGAUGAUGUCUAUAGGAACACUACUGGCUUACACCCUGGUCAGUGUGUGUGUCCUGCUGCUCCGCUACCAGCCCGACACAGACACACACAACUUCCUGCCUGGGGAGGAAGAGGAGGGGCCUAAGAAGAAAGAGGGCGUGAUGGUGGAAUGCGAUGAAGGAACUCUGCCCACCAACGACGACCAGAUGUUGAUUGGAGGAUCAGACCCUGACAGCUCCAGCUACCAAUCGAGCGGUGUUGCAGGUGAACCUGGUGAUUCUGGCAGCUUCCACACCGGCCCCUCCUCGCUGUUGAAGAGGGUUCUAGGUAGUCGUUACUCCACCCUGCGUGUCCGCCUGGGGAUCCCUGAUGCCUCGGCCCGUCCCACCCCGUCCUCUGGACGCAUGGUGACACGCUGCACCCUCCUCCUCUUCCUCCUCUCCUUCCUACUCUGGGCCACUGUCAUCUUCGGCGUGGAACGAGGGACCGGAGCAGGCUCCGCCGUUUCAGGGAUCAUAGCGACACUAUUGGCGGGCAAAAUAGCAACCAUACUGAUGGUGAUCGUGCGCCAGCCGGAGAGUGGGCGGAGCCUGCCCUACAUGGCGCCGUGCGUGCCGUUUGUCCCCGCGGUGGCCAUCUUGGUGAACUCCUACCUGAUGCUGAAACUGUCACCGCUCACCUGGGCACGCUUCGCUGUCUGGUGCACUCUGGGUAAGUUAGACUGUCUCUUCAACACUAGUCACUUCCUUCAUGUGGAGAAGAGAGCCUCCUCUCUCCCCCCUCUCUCCCUCCACCCUCCUGCAUCCCUCUCUCCCCCCUCUCUCCCUCUACCCUCCUGCAUCCCUCUCUCCCCCCUCUCUCCCUCUACCCUCCUGCAUCCCUCUCUCCCCCCUCUCUCCCUCUACCCUCCUGCAUCCCUCUCUCCCCCCUCUCUCCCUCUACCCUCCUGCAUCCCUCUCUCCCCCCUCUCUCCCUCUACCCUCCUGCAUCCCUCUCUCCCCCCUCUCUCCCUCUACCCUCCUGCAUCCCUCUCUCCCCCCUCUCUCCCUCCACCCUCCUGCAUCCCUCUCUCCCCUUAUCUUUCCAUCCUCCAUCUGCUCCUCUCUUUCCUUCCCCUAUCCUCUUUCUAGGUGUACUGAUCUACGGUUGCUAUGGGAUGUGAUAUUAUUAUGGUCUGUCUCUCUAGGUAUACUGAUUUACGGUUGCUAUGGGAUAUGGAACAGCUCUUUGGAGAUCAGUACCAGAGAGGAACAGGCUCACGCCAGCACCUACCAGCGCUAUGACGAUCACCUCGACGACACCUUCUCCCCAGACAAUGACCUUGACCCCCAGGACAACCAGGAAGAGGGGCGCUACCAGGGCUGGUCAGCGGAGAAGGGCUACCACUACCAACAGCAAAACCAGGAUCAGAACCAUGAUCAGGAGGGUGACCAGUACCAAAACCAGUUUCAAGAUGGGAACCAAGAUGGUAACCAGUACCAGGAUGGAAACCAGUAUGAGGAUGGCUCCCAGUACCAGAACCAGUCGGGUUACCAGUCCGGCCCUCAGGGCUCCUCUAGGGGAUCCAGGGGACGAACCAAUCAGGGCUACACAGAUCCACAGGAACCUGAGGGCUCCUCUUAUGAGUGACAGCUGCAGCGGAACACACCUACUUCCUGUUUCUCUGGCACUAGAGGAGAGGAAGGGCAGAGGGCUGCUGAAUUCCUCAUCAACCCCAAGCCCCACCCCCUACACCAUAGGCACUUGAGUAGACCUGAGAGGACAGGACAUGUGAGCUAUAUGGCAACGAUUCCACCUGGUCUAUCAAAGGGCAAAAUAUUAAUACUUAUCCAAUCCUCUUAGAUCUACACUAGUGCCUAGAGGGUGGAUUUCAGGGGAAGAGAGGGAGAGAGGGAAGAGAGGAAGAUGGAGACCCCUUUAUCCUGCUGGGGAUGGAGAGAUGAAACGAUAAACUAAUGAACGAGUGAGUGAGUGAAUGAAUGAACUUUAUUGACUUUUACAGAGAUUACUCUUACAUAUUGAGUUUUCUGGUUGGAAAGAGUCACUAUCACAAAAAUACAGAUUAGUUUAUUUAACACUGCAUUAUAAACAUACAUACAACAUGCUGUGUAUAACAUCUAUCUAUCUAUCAAUCAAUCAAUCGGACAAUGAAUCAAUUAUACUGGCGCAAACGUUCUCUUAUACUAUCUAAUAUUCGGACUCCUCUGGUGUGACAUUGUACCUGGAUGAGUUGGUUGGAAAAUAUUUAAGCUAAUUUUGUUUUAAGAGUGUGAUCAUUCAAAAAGGAAAGUAUUUAUUGUUGAAUCAGAGUGUGUAAAUGUGUGCAGAGAGAGAGUGAUCUGUGUUUUGCUGUUGUCUGAUAAACUUUCAAUAAAACAUUGAAUAAAAUUAAUAAAUCUGAGAGAACACCUGUCUUUGUUCCCUCACUACACUAGAACACAGAACACUAGAACACCAGUGGUGGAGAAGGAGGAGGAGUGGAAUUCCAGUGAACAGGAUGGAACUCUGGGGGAAAAGCUGAGGAGGAUGGUGCACCUGGCCAGCUUCCUGUCUGGCAGG